GUGUGGCGGUUCAACUUAGGGACGCUCUUUUUAAUCAGUAGUCUGGCUGAUAAUGGGAUUAAACAUAUAAACCCAAGUGUUGAAGUUUGCCUUCAGUCAUUAAAGUGAGCAAUGUGGCAAAGCGAGAUGGCGGGUUUUAGAAUGUUCCAGCGUUCUUGGUCCUCUCCUGAGAGGCUGGAUGGAAAAACUGCGAUCAUCACUGGUGCUAACAGUGGGAUUGGCAAAGAGACAGCCAUAGACCUGGCAAAGAGAGGGGCUCGGAUCAUCAUGGCGUGUCGGGACCUAGAGAGAGGACAGGCCGCCGUGCAGGAAGUCAUCGAGAGGUCCGACAACGACAAUGUGGUCUACAUGAAUCUUGAUUUGUCUGAUAGCAAGUCGAUCAGAGAGUUCGCUGAAGCUGUCAAUAAAGAUGAGCCACGACUGAACCUCCUCAUCAACAACGCUGGCGUGAUGUUUUCUGCCUACGGGAAGACGGUAGAUGGAUUUGAGUCACAGAUCGGCAUCAAUCACUUUGGUCACUUCCUGUUGACGUACCUGUUGAUUGACCUGAUGAAAAGAUCUGCACCAGGCAGGAUUGUCAUGGUUUCCUCCAUAGCUCACAGACUGGGCACCAUUAACCUCGACGACAUCAACAGCGAGAAGAGUUACGACAGGAAACUAGCGUACUCUCAGAGCAAGCUGGCCAAUGUCCUGUUCGCACGCACAUUGGCAAAGAAACUAGAGGGCACUGGUAUCACGACUUACUCCCUCCACCCUGGCAUUGUCCAGUCAGAAUUAUGGCGCCACACUAGCGCCCCAAUGCAGCUUCUCAUGAAGCUGGCCGGUCCAAUCAUUAAAACCGCACCGCAGGGUGCUCGGACAGUAAUUUACUGCGCCGUGGAGCCAUCGCUGGCUAAGCAGAGCGGUGGAUACUACAGCGACUGUGGUCCUACCAACCCAGCAGAAGCCGGCAAAGACGACGUCCUGGGGGAGAAGUUGUGGGAGCUGAGCUGCCAGAUGCUGUCGCUAACGUGGGAAUAAGGAAUAAAAAAAAUCACUCUACAACCUGCUGGAUAUCUGUACUGACUAAUGCAGUCAAUCUUGUUUGUUAGGAGAUAAUGUGAACUAUUUACAGGUAUCAUAUGAACCAAUUACAUGUAUGUAAACUUGAUUUACUGAUCAGAAUCUAGUCUACUUUUCUGUUUGUCUAAAAGCUUUAUGUUGGAUUUGGAUGUUCAGAGAAGAGUUUGUGUUAACUCAGAUAAAAUAUGGUCUCUAAUGAGUUAGACUACAAUGAUAUCUGUGUGGUAAAUGUCUAGAAUGUAUUUCUGUACCUGUAUUUUCUGACUAAAGAACCUAUUUUUACACUCCA
Messenger RNA from Cheilinus undulatus (humphead wrasse), 1351 nucleotides. RefSeq names its product retinol dehydrogenase 12-like. The record is from RefSeq and is a predicted model, not a curated record. Lineage: Eukaryota; Metazoa; Chordata; Actinopteri; Labriformes; Labridae. The transcript is spliced from 7 exons. Bases 112 to 1020 code for a protein of 302 amino acids.